CGGCUUUCACCGCACUAUCUGUACUGAGCUACGCCAUGGAUAAAACACAAAAGCUGAGCUAAAUUCCAAAUUUUGUAUUUUUUACAAAUUAUUAUCUGUUAAAAAUACAUUAUUAACAUAAUACUUACUUUAAAUAUUAUAAAUGAGUAUUAUAUAACCAAUACAGUGGUGAAAAGGUUCAGUAUAUACAUAAUAUAGUAAAUGGAAUGAAUAGAAACAUUUUUAGUGCCAAUAAUGAGUCUUUUUUCGUCAAAUGUUGAAGAGUAUGGUGCUAAUUAAUAGCUCUAUUGUAAUUUUAGGAUUCAUUUGGAUACGUGUUAAAUCAUUCUUAGUUUUAGACUAUUUUUAUUAGACUGCACUCACUUAAAAUACAUGUACUUAUAUGUUAUAUGAACGACAGAGUGAAUAACAUUUGAAUUUGAAAAUAUAAGUGACAAAACGGGAAAGGAGUCAUUUAAAGAAAAUUGUAAAGAUAGUUUAAUCGACAAAUAUAGAAAGUAUAAGUAUAAAUCGACUAAUAUAAAAUAACACACAUCACUGUCUUUGACAGCAGUUGCCUAGCAACAGGAUCAACAGACUCGGUACAAACAAUGAUUUAAAAAAUGCAAUUUUUCAGUUAAAUGUAUGGCAAUUGCUUUUUAAUUUCAUAGAUAAUUAAUUGAACCAUGAAAAUAAACUGUUCUUAAUUUAACAAGCGAAUAAACGUGUCAUAUUUUAUAGAAGAUUUUAUGUUAUAAGUUUUGUAUGAAUACGUCGAAACAUGACGACUCCGAAAUUGCUGUAUACAAUAGAGCAGCCACAUGGCCUGGGUGAGCUUUAUUUUGUGUGGCAGAAGGGUGAAUCUCAUUCCUUGCUCGCCACUACUGGUACGGAUGCUACUGUUGCUAUUCACGACAGAGCUGGAACUAUGCUGGAAAGGAUUAAGUUGCAGGGGCUAUGUGCUGGCAUGGAAUGGGACAACGACGGCGAUUACCUAGCAAUCAUUACGCCUAACAGCAACACUGUACUACUCUGGGAAUGCCAUGUUAAUAAGCGAAUCAAUAUAGAGACAGGGCUUCGAGAGCCACCUUCAUGCCUUGCAUGGGCGUAUGGGGAGCCCUUGUUAGCAGUGGGUACACAGAAGGGGAACUUGGCUUUGUACAAUCACCAUACUACCAAGAGAAUACCGAUAAUAGGCAAGCACACAAAAAAGAUAACCUGUGCUGCAUGGAACAAGGAUAGUAUUCUGGUUCUAGCGUCUGAAGACAAAACACUGUCCAUCAACAAUUCAGAUGGAGACACACUGAGGAUCAUAUCUUUGAGGGACAUACCGAAUGACCUGCAGUUUUCCGAAAUGAAGACCGACGAGAGAGUUGCAGGAGAGAAUACGAUAAGUUUAGUGGUCGGUAAAAGAACGUUAUAUCUCUACAAUCUGCUCAACCCGGAGAACCCGAUAGAGCUCGCGUUCCAACAGCGUUACGGCUCGAUAGUGUCGUACAAGUGGUACGGGGACGGGUACAUAUUGAUCGGGUUCAGUGCUGGCUUCAUCAUCGCGAUAUCGACUCACAUCAAGGAGGUCGGCGAGGAGCUGUUCCAGGUGAAGAACCAUAAGGAUAACCUGACUGAUAUCGCGGUGUAUAAUGGACAAGCGGCUUCUUGUGGUGAUGGACAACUGAAGCUGAUAUCGGUAUGGAACAACGGCGAGGUGAUCGGGUCGGUGAGCCCGGCGGGCGGCGCGGAGCGGUGCGCGUGGAGCGCGGAGGGGCGGCUGCUGGCGGCGGCGGGGCGCGCGCGCCUCAGCGUGCUGGUGGCCGCGCUGCCGCCGCUGCACGCCGCCGCCGGCACGCGCGCCGCCGCGCUCACCAGCCUCGCCGAGCUCACCGUCUACCAGUGCAUCGCGCUCGACGCCGACGCGGACCCCGCCGGACCGUCGGAGUGCGUGCCGAUAGCGACGUACGCGUUGCCGACGGAGCCGCAGUGCAUCGCGCUGGGCGCGCGGCACGUGGCGUGCGCGCGCGGCGCGGUGGCGUGGUUCCAGGCGGCGGCGGGCGGCCCGGCGCGCCGGCGCACCUACCCCGCGCCCGUGGACGCGCUGCGGCUCGCCCUCGACUACGCCGCCGUCUUGUUCCAAGGACGCGUUAUGUUGCACGCGAUAGAUCCCGUGGAGCCAUCGCAGGCCGACAGAGAGUCGAUAAUGUUUCCUGAGCCUCACAUGCAGGGCGCCAAGAUAACAGAUAUACAACUUACAAACGACUUCUUUAUAUACGUGACUGAUAGCGGCGACGUGGUGUACUUCGGCGUGGAGGAGUGGCGCGUGUCGGUGCGCCUGCGCGUGGCGGGCGGCGCGGGCGGCGCGGGGGGCGCGUGGCAGGUGCGCUGCGACGCGGGCGGCGCGCGGGUGUGGGUGCAGGACGCGGCGCGCCGCGGCGUGGUGUGCGCGGGCGCAGCGCCCGACCUGCACGCGCCCGUGCCGCCGCCGCCGGGGGAGGCCAGCGCGCUGCACGGCGGCGUGAUCUGGGACAUCUGCCUGCCCGAGCGCAACGUGUUCGUGAUGUUCAGCGACGCGCGCGCAGACACGUACUACCUCGCGAGCCGCACCACGGACGGCGCGCGCGUGCAGUACGUCGCCUCCACCAACCUGCUGCCGGGACACGUGCCGCUCAUACUCUUCUCUGGAGAUGUCUACUGCUAUGCACCGGGGGGGAGUGUUGUUAAGAUCCAACUGGAGUCGCACCACACGAGUGGGCUCGCGGACGCGGACACGGAGAAGCGCCUCGCCAACCAGCGCAAGCACAUCGAGAAGUUACUGUUACUAAGGCGCUUCAACGAGGCCUGGCUGUUCUGCGACGCGGUUGAUGAAGAGGAUAUGUGGCGGAAACUCGGCGAGGCGGCUAUAGCGGAUCUUAACGUCGAGUUCGCUAUUCGAGUGUACACUCGACUCAGCGACGUAGCCAUGGUGUGGGCAUUGGAGGAUGCAGCGAACAUUGAAGAUCUUGCUUUGCUUUGUGGUGCAUUAUGUGCAUGCCUGAACAAAGGUGCAGCAGCGGCGCGGUGGCUGGAGGGCGCGGGUGGGGGCGGCGGCGGCGCGGCGCUGGCGCUGCAGCUGCAGCUGGCGCGCGGCGCGUGGGGCGAGGCGGCGGCGCUGGCGCAGCGCACGCGCCCGGAGCACGCGCCGCACGUGCGCCUGCACCACGCGCAGCACCACGAGCUCACCGCUGAUUACCACGAAGCACUCGCCAGUUAUGAGAAAAGUCUGAUCACGGAAAAUACCGACAGCAUAAAAGUCAAAGAGCACAACAAGAAAUGCGAAGCGGGCAUCGCUCGUACAUCCAUCAGAUGCGGAGACGUCAUGCGAGGAGUCACCACCGCUAUGAAGCACUCGGAAGACCACAACCUGAUCAAGGACUGCGCGCAACUUCUAGAAGAGGAGAAGCAGUUCAACCACGCUGCAGCGCUUUACGACCACGUAGGGAAUACUGAGAAAGCCGCUUCAUUGUACAUCAAGCUGAAAUCGUGGCUGAAAGUCGAAGCUCUCCUACCCAAGAUCAACUCGCCAAGCAUACAUAUACAGUAUGCGAGGGCUAAGGAGGCAGAAGGGAGGUACCACGAUGCUUUGAAGUCGUAUUUGAAAGCCCAAGACUACGAAGCGGCGAUUCGAUUGAACUUGGACAAAUUGGACGAUAUCGAUGAAGCUGUCAAUCUUGUCCAAGAGACGAAAUCCGUCCAAGGGGCCAAAAUGGUCGCCAACUAUUUCCAGAAUAGUGAUGAUCCGACGUCCGCUAUAAAGUUCCUAGUGAUGUCCCUAUGUUACGACGAUGCGUUUAAUUUAGCCAGAAAGAACGGGAAACUGCAUUUGUACGGGGAGAUAUUGAUACAGACUUCGCAAGCGAGGCCGGAGGAUUUCAAGAGUCUUGCGUUACAUUUCGGGGAGAAGAACCAUUUACUGGCCGGCAAGUUUUAUUUUCAUGCUGGGGAGCACAGUAAGGCGAUGUCGCACUUACUAAAGGCUGGCGGUUCGGAGGAGGACGAGAAUGAAGCGAUCACGGUUGCGAUAGAUGCGGCCGCCGCUAGUGAUGACGAGAGACUUACUAGGAGGUUGAUAGAGUUCCUCCUGGGCGAGACGGAUGGUACGCCGCGAGAGCCGCGCCAUCUGUUCAGGCUGUACAUGGCCAAGAAGCAGUUCACCGAGGCCGCCAAAACUGCGGUGAUCAUAGCGGGCGCGGAGUGUCGCGCGGGGCGGUACCGCGAGGCGCGCGACGUGGCGCGCGGCAUGUGCGCGGCGCUGCGCCUGCGCGGGGCCGCCGCGCCGCGGGACCUGCGCCGUGCCACCGCGCUGCUGCACUCAUACAUACUGGUGCGUACGCACGUGAAGCGCGGUCGUCACGACUUGGCCGCGCGGUUGUUAUUGCGUACAGCCGCAGAAGUCAGUUUUUUUCCAACGCCGCAACAUCAAGUAUCGAUCCUGACGUCGACAGUGAUCGAAUGCAGCCGCGCCGGACUCAAGCACCAGGCGCAUCACUGGGCCAAGGUGCUCAUGCAGCCGGAGUACAGAUCACAGAUCGAUCCGAAGUACGCGAAGAAGAUCGAGUCGGUGGUGCGUCACGCGCCGCGCGCGCCCCCGCCGCCGCCGCCCGCCGGCGCCUGCCCGCUGUGCGGCGCCGCCGUGCCGCAAGCCGACCUGCGCUGCGCUCACUGCGAGGCCGACUUGCCCUUCUGUCUCGCCACGGGACUUCAUAUCGUGAAAGAUGAUUUGACAGCCUGUCCCGAGUGUGAUUUCCCUGCGAUUCUUACCGAGUUCACCGAAAUACUGAAAGAGGAAGGCAAAUGUCCCAUGUGCGGCGAAAAUGUCGACUACAGACGUCUAGUAAAGAUCGACGACGUGACGCUGUAUCUCGACCUUAAUACCAGUGAAUAAAGUUGUAUAUUGCGUGUAAUUUACUACCGAGAGUUAAGUAAGUUUUAGAAUAAGUGACGACAUUUAGUAAUGGUUUGUUAUUUCUUCAAUUUCAAGCAAGUUGUUGAAGACGUAAUUUUUCUAGUUUCGGGGCCAUGACAAUUGAUCAAUGUAAUACCUUUUUACGCACCCUUAGAACUAAGAUGAUUUAACCCAAAAAAGAUGAUGAAAAAUAUAAAAAAGAUUUGAAAACAAUGUAAAAGGCACUGAAUUGGGCGGUCGCGGUGAAUGUGAGGAUCUGUUUCUUUACUAUAAAUUUAUUUAUCUUUUUCGUCACAGGCUUACAGAGCUUGCUUUAGAAAGCUGUUUUUGAUCAAAAUCAGAAAAUAUAUAAAUUUUGAUUUAGGUCACUUUAGUUCUAAGGGUCCGAUAUGCAAAUGUUUAGUUCUAAGCGUUUUAAAAUAGGCUUAUAUCCGUCUAUUUAGUUUUAUUUAUAAAUGGUAAGCUAGAUUAGGUUAAUGACUAAUAUACAAAAUUCAAUUUUGAUCACAUCUAAAUCCAAUUAUAAGGAAGUUUUAAAAACUGCAUUCAGGUAGAGAAGACUAAGUUUUGCAAUUUUUUUAUUUUUUUGUAAAAAUAAAUCGUGUCGAUUUUAAAUUGUAUGCCAUUAUAGCGGGUCAUAGCUUUACUGUAAAUUUAAAAAAAAAUCAAUUUUUAUAUUUAUAGAAAACAUCCUUUGUCUCCUGCCCUUAACUGAUAAAGCAUUCCCUUGAAUGAUCAUAUGAUUAAACCCACUUAUACAAAAUGUACCAACACACAAAUUAUCCAAAAUAUGUUAUUAAUAUUUAACACGCAAUUUAUCUAAUUGUGAUAAUUCAGCAAAGAUCUAUUUAUACGACACAGAAAGUAUGUGUGAAUCGAUCCAAACAUUUUUAAACAUAGAAGUAUUCAGUUGUAACAUAUCCACUAAUGUUUAAAAGUAGUCAGUACAUUUUGGCAUAAUUCAGUGUAAUUAAUAUUUAUUAUAAAAACCAAAAAUCGAUACCCCACCCAAGAAAAUGUACUUUUAGUUUGUGAUAAGGUCCGUCCAUUAGAUAAGGAAGUUAUUUUAUUGUCGCCCUAAUUUGUUAUCUGUAAGGUACAGUCGGCACCAUAAAUGUAAGUCCAUGUGUAAAAAAUGAAAUGGUAAAUUUUAUUUUUUUAAAAAUAAAUGUGUAUGUUUA
Messenger RNA from Manduca sexta (tobacco hornworm), 6096 nucleotides. It is a transcript of the gene Oseg6, whose product is annotated as WD repeat-containing protein 19. The record is from RefSeq and is a predicted model, not a curated record. Lineage: Eukaryota; Metazoa; Arthropoda; Insecta; Lepidoptera; Sphingidae. Gene Ontology annotation, cellular component: cilium; intraciliary transport particle A. Gene Ontology annotation, biological process: cilium assembly; intraciliary retrograde transport. Gene Ontology annotation, molecular function: protein binding.